AUGGAGGGCGGCCACCUCAUCGUCGUAUCCAACCGUCUCCCUAUCACUAUCACCAAGGAUGCUGCAGGCGAGUAUCACUUCAAAAUGUCCUCUGGUGGUCUCGUUUCUGCACUUUCUGGCUUCAAAAAGUCGCUCAACUUCACCUGGAUUGGUUGGCCAGGAUUCUUCAUUCCCGUUCGCGACCGUGCCCACGUCGACAAGCGCCUGAUGGAAGAGUACUCUUGCCAGGCCGUAUACCUCGACGAUGACGUUGCGGACCGUCAUUACAACGGCUUUUCCAACUCCAUUCUAUGGCCUUUGUUCCAUUACCACCCCGGCGAGAUGAACUUUGACGAGGAGAACUGGUUGGCGUACAGGCAGGCAAAUCUGCAGUUUGCAGAGGCUGUCAAGAUGCAACUCACUCCGGGAUCGAUGGUGUGGGUGCAAGACUACCAUCUCAUGCUCCUUCCCAUGCUCCUACGUGGUCUGAUUAACGGCGCGCAGACAGAAAGCCAUUAUACCCAGAAGGAGCUGUCUAAGAUUGCUGAGGGCAUUGAAGGCGAGGAUGUUACGGUGACCAAAGCAGAAACCGUUCCAGGAAUCAAAAUCGGUUUCUUUUUACAUACGCCGUUCCCAAGCAGCGAGAUAUACAGGCAAGUUUCGUUCUCUCAUCUGAUGCGCUCGCUUAUAGUUUUUAGAAUUCUCCCGGUCCGACGCGAAAUCCUUCUCGGAAUUCUUUACUGCGACCUCAUCGGCUUCCAUACAUACGACUAUGCCCGGCACUUUCUCUCCUCAUGCACCCGUAUCCUUGGUCUUCCCACUAUGCCUAAUGGAGUCGAGUUCGAAGGCCGACUAGCCCAUGUCGGCACAUUUCCCAUCGGCAUCGAGCCCGCGUCUUUCAUAGAUAACCUCAAGAAAGAAUCUGUCAAAUCCCGAAUUGGUCAACUAGAACAGCGGUUUGGCGGUGUCAAGGUUAUUGUGGGCGUCGAUCGGCUUGACUAUAUCAAAGGCGUACCGCAAAAGCUCCAUGGCUUAGAGUUGUUUCUGACACAGCAUCCAGAGUGGAUUGGCAAAGUGGUUCUCGUUCAGCUAGCGGUCCCAUCGAGGCAGGACGUGGAGGAGUAUCAGAAUCUACGAUCGACGGUUAACGAACUCGUUGGAAGGAUCAAUGGCCGCUUUGGGACUGUCGAGUUCAUGCCCAUUCAUUUCAUGCACAAGAGUUUGCCGUUCGACGAGCUAUGCGCGCUGUAUGCGGUCAGUGACGUGUGCCUGGUAUCCAGUACAAGGGACGGGAUGAAUCUGGUAUCAUAUGAGUACAUCGCCUGUCAGCAAGCAAGACAAGGAGUCAUGAUCCUUUCGGAGUUCGCUGGUGCUGCGCAGAGUCUGAACGGGUCAAUUGUUAUCAAUCCGUGGGAUUCGCAGCAGGUCGCUGACGCGAUUCAUGAGGCUGUUACCAUGGAUGCGGGUGUCCGGGCGGAAAACCAUCGCAAGCUGUUCAAGUAUGUGAACAAGUACAGUGCAUCGUUUUGGGGGAGUAGUUUUAUCAAGGAGAUGAGCAAGAUUAAGCUCGAAGACGAUGUUGAGACGGUUCAGAAGAUUGAGGAUGGGGUCAUAAAGGAUGGAUUAGUUACGCCGAACGGGAACGGAGCCUGA
Molecule: messenger RNA, 1632 nt
Organism: Desarmillaria tabescens
Lineage: Eukaryota; Fungi; Basidiomycota; Agaricomycetes; Agaricales; Physalacriaceae
Product: glycosyltransferase family 20 protein
Exons: 3
Coding region: 1-1632 (543 amino acids)
Biological process (GO): trehalose biosynthetic process; cellular response to heat
Cellular component (GO): cytosol; alpha,alpha-trehalose-phosphate synthase complex (UDP-forming)
Molecular function (GO): trehalose-phosphatase activity
Source: RefSeq, a predicted model, not a curated record